CACGUUGGAAAACAUGAAUCUGAACGGUUUGCCUGACGAAGUUUUAUGCCAGAUUUUCGAUAAGCUCGAUGUCUACGAGCUUAAGCUGGCGUCCCGCGUGUGCCGUCGGUGGGCGGAACUUACUUUUUCGGGUCGUAGGAUGAACCGUGUUUGGUUGGUGAAGCGUGAUGGCAAUUUUGAUUUUUUGUUCAACACAAAAAGAAACUACCGCAACAUUCGUCAAUGGGGCGGGAAAGAUGAUCAGUUUGCAAGCUUAGUGCGGUUGCUGCACACCCCAACGCCCAUUGUCCGAAUGUUGGUCCUAGAAUGUACUCUAACUUCCGAGCAUUUACGAUUACUUCUGCUGGAAGCUCCUGAGCUACAGCAUUUGUCGUUUAGUUGCAUUACCGACAGCUGCGAAAUGAACGGACCGUUCCCGGUUUUAGCGAAGUUGACAUCGCUGUCGAUUGACGGGAUAAACGAUCGAAUUGACUUGUUCCGUAGGAGUGUUCCAAAUUUGCAGAGUCUUUACAUGUUCUGUGGAACUGAUCUAGAACUGGAUGCAUGGAAAUACCUGAGUAGGCAGUUAAAAUUAGUUCAUGUGCAUAGUUUUAGAAGAAAAUAUGUUUAUCCUUUUCUCGAGAUAACGUUCCCACUCUUCGAAGAUUUGGCGAUGGGUUUAUACAUCUUCAUAGAAACGGAAAGAAGUCAUGAUUUUUUUCAACGGCACCCCUUUCUUCGGAAACUCUCCAUCCGCUUUGCUAUUCCGCUAGAAUGGGUGGAAUCUAUUGCUCGACACUGUUCGGAGCUAAAACAUCUACACCUUUUUCUGGACCAUCCCGUAGAAGGUUAUUUAGAGUCGCUGGCGCAGCUAACUAAGCUGACGCACUUGUCAUUGGAGGGAGAAGUAGGCGAAAAAAUUUUUCGCCGAGCUAUCAAGUCUCUCGAAUUCGUGGAACUGUUUGUGAAGUAUCCUAGACCUUUGUCCGAGAACCUUUUUGAAAUUGCGCCACGGUUGAACGGUCUGAAACUCAAGAUCGUCGAUUCCGACUUCUAUGCGAUAGAGUUCAUCUGCAAGAUGUUUUCUUGUCUCCAGAACUUAGAAGUAGGAAUCAGAGAGGAGGAAGCCGAAAUAGUGGCUAUGCGGUUUGAAAGAUUCAUGUAUUUGGAGGAAAUGGAACUACGAAGAAAUUAUGGCAUUCAUUACACUCAGCACAGCAACGUUCGGUGCUUGACAUUAGUUGGUUUUCAGCAACCGGAUGAUGAUGACCUUAACAAGAUACCGGAAAUGUUCCCUUCGCUAAAGAGGUUGAUCAUCGGCCAGGGGUACCCGCCAGGGGUGUUUCGUUCUGUUCUCGAACGAAUACACAAAUUGAUGCCCUCGUGUAGAAUAGAUUAUGGUGACGAACGCUUCUAUCCCAUUGACAAUAGUACUUCGAACUGAGAGAUACGCGUAGUGGAAAGAAGGAACAGCUUCGGAA
This is a messenger RNA of Anopheles bellator, 1460 nucleotides long. RefSeq lists its product as uncharacterized. NCBI's taxonomy places the organism in Eukaryota, Metazoa, Arthropoda, Insecta, Diptera, Culicidae. Gene Ontology annotation, molecular function: protein binding. The transcript is spliced from 5 exons. The record is from RefSeq and is a predicted model, not a curated record. The coding region runs from base 14 to 1423 and encodes 469 amino acids.